CUAAUAUUAGCACCACCUUCACACCUGGGAACCCGGGCUUUACGGCAUCCCACUUAACCCGAACUGUUCUUUGAACCUGGACGCGGAAUUGAACCCUUGAAACCGAACACGUGAGCCGUCCCUUUCCCGAUUGGUGAAAAUCCUUCAAUGUAAGGUGCGGUGGGUCUUUUAUCGAUGCUGAACUGGCAUGAUUACGACAACUCUUUUCUAGGUGGAUUCUUCAGUGCCUGCCUCCAAAGAACAAUACUGUACGGAUUACUGAGCAGAAAGAAGAACAUCAACGGAAUAACGGAGUCACGCGGAGUUAAAAACUGCGCGCGGCUCAAGCCGACAGAAUCUCAUACCCACAUCUUUUCGUACCAGGUUUCAUUGACCCAAGGAUCACAGUCAGUUACUGAGAUUACUUAUCCACAGUUCAGUUGGAGGCACUAGACUACGUACUAUUUAGUUUAUCUAGUUGGUUCGUGGUUUGUGGUUGUGGUUUGUGGUUAGCGGGCCGUGUCAUCGUGAAGUCAUGAUUAGAUACUACUUGCAGAUACGCUAACUAUACUCUACUACAAUAUAAUAUACUAUAGC
This is a messenger RNA of Aspergillus piperis CBS 112811, 576 nucleotides long. RefSeq lists its product as uncharacterized. The record is from RefSeq and is a predicted model, not a curated record. The transcript has 2 exons. Lineage: Eukaryota; Fungi; Ascomycota; Eurotiomycetes; Eurotiales; Aspergillaceae. The coding region runs from base 175 to 432 and encodes 85 amino acids.